Messenger RNA from Ogataea angusta, 1623 nucleotides. RefSeq lists its product as uncharacterized. Gene Ontology annotation, molecular function: medium-chain fatty acid-CoA ligase activity. NCBI's taxonomy places the organism in Eukaryota, Fungi, Ascomycota, Pichiomycetes, Pichiales, Pichiaceae. The record is from RefSeq and is a predicted model, not a curated record. Gene Ontology annotation, biological process: fatty acid metabolic process. The coding region runs from base 1 to 1623 and encodes 540 amino acids. The transcript has a single exon.
AUGUCCAUACAGAGUUUGAUCCAAAUUUCAGAUAAAACGGCGCUAAUUGUUCCUGAGACUAAGCUUGAGCUUAGCUACUUUCAGCUAAACAGUAUUGUCUAUCAUCUCCAAUCGAUCUUCACAAACUCCGUCUCUCCCCUUUCCCGUAAGGGGUCACAGAAACAAUUGAGGAUCGCAACCUGUCUGCCAAACGGACUCGAGCUGGUUGCCUCAUUUCUUGCUGUUGCCACAGCAGGAAACGUGAUCACGCCGUUAAAUCCAAAAUACACAAGAUCGGAGUUUGUCGGCUAUCUCUCUGACCUGCAAACGGACGCUGUCAUCGUUCCUCGCUACGGCCACCUGAAGCCUGACUCAGAGGUUGUUUCUGCUGCCCGGGCAAUCCCUACAAAGCCCUUUAUUAUUGAAAUCUGGUACGACACAGCACGGUCCUUGCUUCAGUACGAGAUAUUCCAUCCAGAAACAUUGGCAUCUAUGUACAAUUCAGUUAUCGACAAAUCAGGUCUACCUCCUAAAGAAGCAGGAAGCCAGAUGCCAGGCCUUGCCAAAAACACGGAUAUUGCAUUGAUAUUGUUCACAAGUGGCACCACAGGGAAAGCAAAGAAAGUCCCCUUGACGCAUUCCAAUCUCACUAGCUCAAUGAUAAAUAUCAUUAAAUCGUACAAACUAAGAAGCCGGGACAGAAAUUAUGUGAUCAUGCCUUUAUUCCACAUCCACGGACUCCAGGUUCUAUUAGCGUCCCUCGCAUCACAAGGGUCCGUUGUCGUCCCAAAUCGCUUUUCCGCAUCUAAGUUCUACCCGCAACUAAGAGAAUGGAAUUUCAACUGGUACUCGGCCGUCCCAACUAUCCAUAUCAUCCUGCUGAAUCGCCGUCUUCCCAAAGAACUCAAAGGAAAGCUGCGGUUCAUCAGGUCUUGUUCCUCCUCGUUGCCGUCAGCCGUCUUCACCGAGCUUGAAUCGAGUUUUGGAUGUCCUGUGGUGGAAGCCUACGGCAUGACUGAGGCAUCGCAUCAAGUGACUUCAAAUAACAUACCAUUCCACGGCAAGAUACCCAGAAAGGCUGGCACAGUUGGCAUUCCUCAAGGAUCUGUGGAAGUCAUAAUCAUUGAUGAAAAUGAGGCAAACCUGAACAAGUGCCAAGUUGGACAAGUAGCUAUUUCCGGACCCAAUGUCACACUGGGAUAUCUGCAAAAUGAAUCUGCAAACAAAGAGUCGUUCUUCAAUUUUCACGGAAAACGCUUCUUCAAAACGGGUGAUCUUGGAAUGUUUGAUAAUGAAGGACGACUAGUCCUCAAGGGAAGAAUAAAAGAGAUCAUCAAUAAAGGUGGAGAAAAAAUCUCACCGGUUGAAAUUGAUUCAGUGGUGAGCUCGCAUGAGAAAGUGAAGGACUGCGUCUCCUUCGGAUAUCCCGACAAGAAGUAUGGAGAGAAUAUUGGAUGUGGUAUAGUUUGCAAGAACGGCACCUCGUUGACCGAAACCGAAUUGAAAACGUGGCUUCAGGGUAGAUUGGCAGGCUUCAAGCUACCACAAAAGGUUUACAUUGUUCAGGAAUUGCCCAAAUCUCCAACCGGUAAAAUUAACAGGAGGCUAAUGAGCCAGGUCUUUGGCCUAGAUGCAAAAGUUUAG